GCCAUCUCGGAUGGACCAAAGAAACUGGUCGUCUUCGACCGGAAUCAACACAAAACACAAGUUGUGUUUGCUUCGGACGCUUCACAAGUUGCGCGCUCGCCGUAAACUGUGUUCCUAAGCCAAUUAAACAGCAACAAGCUUUUAAAAACGCUUCCAAUAACUUAAAAGUGUCCCGAAAAAUAAUGUAGAGUGUAGAUGUGUUAAAAAAGCCCCGAAACUCCCCAUUUCGGCGAAAUACCACCGCAUUUCAGUUCCAAAGAGACGGACAAGAUGACUGAUUGAGAACGCUACAAAUUUCCCUUGGAUAAGGGAUGCAGCAGCAUGGACGGGUUUCGGGUGAUUUGCAUUCUUGUCGCUGUUUUGGCAACCACGGGACGGGCAACAGCGGCCGAUCACGUGCGCAUGGUGACCAAAGCUGAUUUAAUAACAGUCCCGCUUAACUUCGAUACCAGCAUUGUAUGCACGAUGAAUAUAGUUCCGGAUAAUUUUCAAUGGAAGUUUUAUCCUUUGAGUCGGAGACAGGCCUCGAAUCCCAAAGCUCACAUUAGCUUAACUCACUCGCAUUUCGAAAUUAUCGAUGAGCGCAAAUACGAAAUCACCCAGAAAAAGACAUCGACGCUUAAUCUUCAAGCCAAAUCCGACGAUAUCGCGGGGGAUUACCAAUGCUUGGCUUAUUAUGGCGCUUCGGUCGUCGCCUCAAUCCCCUGGCGGCUGACUAUAGCCAAUAUCAGCGAAUUUCCACCGCAGGAAAAAAUCGACGUUACUGUAAUUCCCGGAAAUACGGUUAACUGGAGGUGCGAGCCACCGGAAGCUAACCCCGAACCUUACAUAGACUACCACAAAAACGGGGUUUACGUACCGCCGUUCGUCCAAGUCGUUACUAAAUCGCUGAUAAUUCCAAACGUUACUAGUGGUAAUUCGGGUAGUUACACCUGUAAGGCCGGUAAUGUUUGCACGGAGAAGUUCUCCCCGGUUUUGUUCAAUUUGAAAGUUGAUAAACGGGCACCGAGGGAACCACCCAAGUUUAUAGUCCGUCCCAGGAGUGUCUACAAUGUGACUAAAGGAGACAAGGUCCUGUUGGAAUGCUCGGCUGUUGGGAACCCGCUCCCGAAAGUCGUUUGGCGCAAAAUAACCGGGAUUAUCCCGGAAGGUCGCAGCGAAUUGACGCCAGGAGGUCUAAUCAUCAAAAACAUCUCGGCCAGUGAUAACGGAAUUUACGAGUGCACCCAUGACAAUUCCCUUGGGAAAGUCGUACAUUCGAUCACUCUGAACUACAACGAGGCUCCGACCAUUAAUUGCCCGCAAGACUCGAUCGACGUCAAUCAGGGCGAAGACCUGGAGCUUGAAUGCACAGUUACCGGGAACCCCGACCCGGAAAUAACGUGGUUCCUGAACGGCUUCGUCACAAAAGACAAUAAAAUCAUCACAGAAGGAAACAAGAUAUUUUUCAAACCGACUGAAAAAAGACACGCGGGGAAUUUGCAAGUCUUUGCCCGGAACAUUGCCGGAACCGUCUACAGCAGUAUUUCCAUCAAAGUCAUCCCCUUGUCAACAACACAAGACAACGUGAGCGAAAACCCGCUUCCACCAACUCGCUUACAUCGCCCCAAUUCGCGCAAAUUCAACAAACAUGCAAAAAUGUAUCCACCGUCCAAACCCAACAUCACUGGGAUCAGUGACGAGGCGGUGGUUUUGCGCUGGACGGUGCAAAAUAAGGGACUCCCGAUCCAGUUUUUCAAAGUCCAGUAUAAGGACUUCGGGCCUGCGAACCAGCACGACCACCACAACAAGGGCAAGGGCUCGAAAUGGAACACCGAUAACCCCAUCAUUGAGCCGCACAUCCGAAGUUACCAAGUGAAUAACUUGAAGCCGGACCACGUGUACCGAUUCCGAAUCGCCGCCGUUUAUAGCAACAGUGACAACAAGAAUAGUCCGAAUUCCGACAAGUUUCAUUUGAGGAAAUUAGACUUUGACAAGCGGAAUCCACUGCCGGUUCCUCUGAUCACCAAGACUGAAAGUAUCAAUACGACAGCGGUUAAAAUCUACUGGAAGUGUGAGCCGUCGAUUAAUAUCACAAUUGAUGGCUUUUUUGUCAAUUAUAACUCCGCUAGUAGUGCAGGUGAUUACACGAAGGCGACUGUCGAUGGCCCCCAAACGAAUUCCUUCGUUCUGUCACAUCUACAACCUGAUACCGUUUACGAUAUUAAGUUGCAGAGUUUCAACUCGAAAUCGGCGAGCGAUUUUAGCUCCAUAAUGAAAGCCAAGACUCUUGGUUUAGCCUCGACGACGCUCUCGCCUCGAGAACCUCCCCCGUCGUCGGCAAACACCGAAACUGCGGGAAUUAGCAAAUUGUACGUAUUUAUAGCAGCGGGAGUGUUGGGCGCUUGCGGCGUGUUGUUCGCCGCAAUCGGAUUGUUAUUAUUCUGCCGGAAGCAAUCCAAGCAGAAAAAAACUGGCACAAGAGGCGAUCAUGAUAAAGCCUGUGAUGACCACCACCACAUCCAAGCCGACGCUACUGAGUACGUGGUGAGUCCGAAAAGCGGUCCCCGGACCAACGGCUGUGUGGCCCCCAACCGGAUCACAAUCACCGCAAACCCACUAGCGGACGCCGACAACAAGGUGAGGUCGCCCCGAAGUGAUUACGAAUCGCCUGUUUUCCCGAAUCUUAAUCAGAAUAUGAUUGAAAUGUCCUGUUUGUCGUCGCAAAACAACAACUGCUCGACUGGCCAACCGUCGGUCAGUGGAGAGGACUCACCGACGAACUCCAGAGAUAAAAAAAAUAAAAAUAGGGAAAAACGUAUUAGAAAUAAGCACAACGUUGAGUCUAACACGGCCGGCGAAAACUAUGUGUAGUGAAAUUUCGUGACUUUUUAAUGCCUUAAAUAAGACUGAUACGAAGUGCCUUCGCAAAAAAUAGGUAAUUAGUUUUUGAUAACUUGCCUCACUGUAUAUAGAAAUUUUUGUACAUAUUUUUAUUCGACGAAAGAAGAAUGUCAUUCGAGUGAUCUGUUUUAAUUAUUUAACUUAUUUUUUGUACUUAUUAAUUGCUAAGUAGCCGAUUAAAUGAUUAUUUAUUAAUUUCCAGUAUUAAUAACAAACUUUGGCAGCUAACGCGUAUUCGUAGAGAUACUAAAAUUGGCACACAUUAAGCAUCCGAUAACAUUAAAAGACAAGAAUAACAUUCAUUAACUAAUUAGGCGUGUGAUGUGUGCCAUGAAAACAAUCCGUUAACGACACCCCGGGUCACGAUAAAAGACCAGUUCAUAUGAUUUAUAAUAAGAGCUACCAAAUCAAAUACGAACUUUGUAAAUAUUUAGAUAGAAGCAUCCUUUGAUUGCCCUACAGCUUGCCAAGUCACACUUAUCUUGUAAUAGUACAAAUGCAGAUUUCUCUUCGCUAUUUUUUACCUUCAGCUUUUAUAAAAAUAGGUUGUAUUUCAACGAAUAAAUAAUCAUCAUUGA
Messenger RNA from Tribolium castaneum (red flour beetle), 3461 nucleotides. Its product is annotated as interference hedgehog. Gene Ontology annotation, cellular component: plasma membrane. Gene Ontology annotation, molecular function: protein binding. The coding region runs from base 322 to 2853 and encodes 843 amino acids. Gene Ontology annotation, biological process: cell-cell adhesion. The record is from RefSeq and is a predicted model, not a curated record. The transcript has 9 exons. Lineage: Eukaryota; Metazoa; Arthropoda; Insecta; Coleoptera; Tenebrionidae.